GAGCAUCAAUCUCUGUGAAUAAACUGCACCCCAAUCUCAGCUGGGUGUAACGUGUGAACAAGAGGCUGAGCUCAGAGCAGAGGAGCCAGGAAGAGGAGGGUGAAAGAGUCCAGCAGGACAUAGAUCAGGUUCCUUCUGCAGCCCUCCUCCACAUUCAGCCUCAGCAGACAUGCUGCCCAACUUUGCCGGCAACUGGAAGAUGAGGAGCAGUGAGAAUUUCGACGAACUUCUCAAAGUCCUGGGCGUGAACGCCAUGCUGAGGAAGGUUGCUGUGGCGGCAGCCUCUAACCCUCAAGUGGAAAUCCGCCAGGAAGGCGAGCAAUUCUAUAUUAAAACAUCCACCAGCGUGCGUACCACCGAGAUCAACUUCCGCAUUGGUGAAGAGUACAAUGAGGAGACCGUGGAUGGACGCAAGUGCAAGAGCCUGGCCACCUGGGAGUCAGAGAACAAGAUUCGCUGUCAGCAGACUCUACUGGAUGGUGAUGGUCCCAAGACCUACUGGACCAGGGAACUGAAUGGGGAUGAACUUAUACUGACAUUUGGGGCAGAUGACGUGGUGUGCACAAGGAUUUAUGUACGGGAGUGAAGCUCUGCAGCCUUCAUCAGGAUUAAACCCAUUUAAACCUGUCAUGCUAACCAGCUCACACAUUUACCAAGUAUUCAGUGUAAUCUUUCAGCAUUUGUUAUACUAGUUUCUCCACAUUCGAUAGCUAAGGCCCUGUUCAGACCUGUCACUUUCCAUCUGUCUUGAGUGAUUUGAUUGAUCGGCUCCUAUUAAAACCACUGACACCUGGCAGUUAAAUGCACCAAACCCCAAAACAUUUGUCAGUAAUCCUCUCUGUAAGCAGAUGCACACGUCCAUGUCACACAGUGGUGCUGUCAGAUCACCAACAAAGAGAAGGUUUGCUGAUCAUUCUGUAACAAUUGAGUGAGCCAUUUGAGUUGCAUUGUGUUACAGUUUUACUGUGAUUAUAUAGUGUUGUGAUUAAUUAGGUCAAGGCAACAUGAUACUGCUGAGACUGUAGUUGAUUUUAACUGCAGUAAGUCCAAAAACAAUUAAAAUAUGUGACCCACCCAUCAUAUCGAAAUGAGGUCAAAUUUGGUCAAAAUGACCUAAUUACAUUU
Messenger RNA from Austrofundulus limnaeus, 1125 nucleotides. RefSeq names its product cellular retinoic acid-binding protein 1. Lineage: Eukaryota; Metazoa; Chordata; Actinopteri; Cyprinodontiformes; Rivulidae. The record is from RefSeq and is a predicted model, not a curated record. Gene Ontology annotation, molecular function: lipid binding. The transcript has 4 exons. Bases 170 to 586 code for a protein of 138 amino acids.